Messenger RNA from Spirodela intermedia, 822 nucleotides. Lineage: Eukaryota; Viridiplantae; Streptophyta; Magnoliopsida; Alismatales; Araceae. The record is from the annotation of a GenBank genome assembly.
AUGGCUUCCUUCCUUCUCGUGUGCUCUCUCAUCCUGAUGAUGGGCUCUCUCUUCCUCGGUUCCGCAGCCGGCGAACCCAUCUACAGUUUAUGCAAUAAGAAAACAAACUACACGAGCAACAGCACCUACCAGGCCAACCUCGGUCGCCUCAUCUCCUCCCUCUCUUCGUCGGCCCCCGCCACCGGCUUCGCCAACGACACUGCCGGCGAGGUCCCCGACAGGGUUUAUGGCCUCGCGAUAUGCCGAGGGGACGUCGCCGCAAGCAGGUGCCGGGACUGCCUCGCCGGCGUCGCCAGGGACGCCGCAGCGGGAUGCCCCGGAAAUAAGGGCGCCACCAUCUUCUACGAGUUCUGCCACCUGCGUUACUCCGGCCAGAACUUCUUCGGCUCGUCUACGGGGACGGAAAUCUCCAUGUGGAACACGGGAAACGUCUCGGACGUGCCCACCUUCGACCGCCUAUUGGGGGAGCUCCUGGACAACCUGACCAUACGCGCCUCCUCGUCGGAGAGGAGAUUCGCCACCGGAGUGGUGGACUUCACCAGCUUCCAGAAGAUAUACGCGCUUGUCCAGUGCACCAGAGAUUUAGCGCCGGAGACCUGCAACACUUGUCUAAUGGACGAGAUCAGCUAUAUUCCCCAGUGCUGUGAGGCAAAAAAAGGGGCGAGAGUGAUCGGUGGGAGCUGUUACCUCCGGUACGAAGUAGCUCCCUUCUUUAAUCCCUCCGCCGCCGCCGACCCGCCAGCGCCUCCUCCUCCCCCUUCCGUACCAGCUAACAUGUCUCCGCCGCCUGUAGGGACCACCGCUGCAGCAGGUAAAAGCUAA